Paramecium sonneborni is the source of this 443-nucleotide messenger RNA. Lineage: Eukaryota; Ciliophora; Oligohymenophorea; Peniculida; Parameciidae. The record is from the annotation of a GenBank genome assembly.
AUGAAAUUCGAUGGCUCUGAUUAAUAAGGUGAGGAUAAUCUUGAUCCUACUGUAAAUACUUCGAAAUAACAAGAAGGAAAUAUUUGCUCACAACAACGAACAGGUCAUUGGGAUGAUCAUGAACAUUCAAUAUAUUUAGAAUUUUUACAUAAUGUUAGGGGUGUUGAUAGGUCAUACAAGAAAGGAUAACCUUUAUUUAAAAAAAUGAGUGAGAUUAUUGGAACUAGAUCCGCAAGCUAAUGCAGGUAUUUUUUAUCAAACAAUCUAGAUCCCAUCAUUAAAAAUUCAACCCUUAUAACUAACUAAUUAAAAAAAGCAAAAAGAAAUGCUUUAAAAAUAUAGGCAAAAAUAGAUUAAAAGGAUAGGGCUAAGCCAUUUUAAGAACUAAAUAAAUUAUGAGGAAGUAUUUUGCCUUAAUUAGAGAAACAACCGAUGAAGAAUGA